Etheostoma cragini (Arkansas darter) is the source of this 937-nucleotide messenger RNA. RefSeq names its product dynein axonemal assembly factor 6 (gene dnaaf6). Bases 146 to 724 code for a protein of 192 amino acids. The record is from RefSeq and is a predicted model, not a curated record. Gene Ontology annotation, molecular function: dynein intermediate chain binding; protein-folding chaperone binding. The transcript has 6 exons. Gene Ontology annotation, biological process: axonemal dynein complex assembly; flagellated sperm motility. Gene Ontology annotation, cellular component: cytoplasm. Lineage: Eukaryota; Metazoa; Chordata; Actinopteri; Perciformes; Percidae.
AACAUUCCAACUCUGUUAGCAAUGGCCAGCGUUACAUAUACAGGCUAACACUAGUUUUUAUUGGAUAGUUUUUGCAAUUUUUUAAGUGUCGUCGAUGCGAGGGAGUAGUAUUGCUUUUUGGCAGUAAAGAAAGGUAAAAGCUAUUAUGAUGGAGUGUUUUGGAGUAUCGUCCGUUCAGAACCUGACGGAUCUGUCUGCCUUGUUAGCAACUAGCCAGGAUGAUGACGAUGAUGAAGACUUUAGAAAUGUGACAGCACAGCUGGGCCCUGGACACAUUGGCCCCCCACCCAAAAACGAUAAAGAAGUGUCAACUGGCCAUGUAAUGAAAAACAGCAAAGAUAUCUGGAGAGAAGAAGAGGUGACUGAGGGCUCCCAGUAUGAUGAUCUUGCUGACCAGCGGCCCCAGCCUGAGUAUGAAAUAAUCCUGAAACAGAGUGUGGGGACUGAGGAUCUGUUCUUGGGCUUGAACAGAAAGGACCCAUCCUCCAUGUGCUGUGAAGCGAUGCUGGUGAAAAUCAAACUGCCAGGCACUAAAGCAACAGAUGUGGUCCUGGAUGUAAAGGAAAAGUUCCUUGAUCUACGGACGCUAAAAUAUAAACUGGGUCUUCAUCUCCCACAUCCGAUCCACAGUGACAGGGGAAAGGCUCAGUUCUUCAGUGAGAGGGAAGAACUGGAGGUGACUCUACUAAUGAACCGCCCCAUGGAUGUUAUCAACAUGCAAUGAGAAAGCACGGCAAAAGUCAACAAGCAUUCAAAAAACAUAGAGCAGAUCUGAGACCAGUGUACAGUGGAGAUGACACACACACACACAUUAUUGAACAAAGAAAGAGAUGGUUAGAGAAAUGAUCAGCAUAUGCAUAACCUCUUUGUUUCCUGCAAUUCAUGUUCAUACUCUGUCCUCACUGAUUCCACUGAGAAUUAAAUAUGGUUUUCUAAU